Chrysemys picta bellii (western painted turtle) is the source of this 1026-nucleotide messenger RNA. Lineage: Eukaryota; Metazoa; Chordata; Testudines; Emydidae. The record is from RefSeq and is a predicted model, not a curated record.
GGCCAGCAGAGGGCACUCAGCAGGAAACAGACGCUAGCUUGAUAGCUCAUGGGACGGGCCACAGCUGUGGGUUGCGCCUGAUUCCGAGAAAAGCAACUGCAACCAGGAAACAGUUCAGUUGAUGCAGUCACUGCAGCUCACAGCAAAGCUAAGCCCUACAGGCAACGUCCAGUGAAGGACAACUGGAUCAAGAGAUCCUAGGAAUAAAUGGGGAAAGGCACACAGAAGGAAAAAGUCGAGCCAGAGAAGCUGCUUAAAGUCCAAGGAGAUGCAGAGAAAGGAGCAAAGUCAGAUUAUGCACAUGACACCCUCUGGAACAUUCUUUCAUCCCGUACAGCCACAACUGCAGCCAUACUUUUGUUGGGUACCACCACCCUCUCUCUGGGAGUAUCUCUGGCAGUGGUAAUGUCUCGUGUCCCUGAGCCUCUUCUUUUUGAGCCCUGCUGCCCAGACGGCUGGGUCGGAUACCGAGGGAAAUGCUACUAUUUCUCUGAAGGGGAAGGGAACUGGGAAUCCAGCCAGUACAACUGCUCUUCCCUCGGCGCCUCCCUGGCUGGGAUCGACACUCUGCAAGACCUGGCUUUCCUGAUGCGCUAUAAGGGGCGCACUUACCACUGGAUCGGCCUGCGGCGGGAAGGAAGCCAGCCCUGGAAAUGGGUGGAUGGGACAGAAUUCAACAACAUGUUUGAAGUGAAGGGAGGAGGAAGCUGCGCGUAUCUGAACGACGUGGCCGUCAUCUCCUCGAGGUGCCAGACGGAGAAGAACUGGGUCUGUAGCAAACCCAGCCUGCAUCUGAAGAAGGACUAGAAUGGGAUGGAACAGAAGAGGCCUUAAAACAGUGAGACUCAUCCUCGCUGAAGGCAGCCGACAGAGUAGGCCCAUGACAAUCACCGAGUUGCUUUCCCUGCUACACUCACUGUGCUGUUGGCAUGUAAACGACACCCUUCAUCCCACAUGUAGCUUGCCGCACCAUUUAUGCUGCCUCAGUGCUUCAUUUGUAAUGACUAGGGUGACCAGAUGACAAGA